This is a messenger RNA of Oncorhynchus tshawytscha (Chinook salmon), 3223 nucleotides long. Its product is annotated as neurofilament medium polypeptide. Lineage: Eukaryota; Metazoa; Chordata; Actinopteri; Salmoniformes; Salmonidae. The record is from RefSeq and is a predicted model, not a curated record. Gene Ontology annotation, cellular component: neurofilament; axon. Gene Ontology annotation, biological process: axon development. Gene Ontology annotation, molecular function: structural constituent of postsynaptic intermediate filament cytoskeleton.
GUUUCUCCUCCCGCGGUAUAAAAGCUCAACUCUCUUCACCCUGCCGCAGUCUGCAUCCGGCUUAGAGAUGAGCUACCCACUGGACUACCUCUACGGCCACGGAUCCUAUCGCAGGACACCACAGGGACACUCUGCCCGGCCCGCCGCUUCCCUCUCCUCCUCCGGCUACCACUCCCAGCCAUGGACGACCUCCCAGCGCCACCGCCCGGCCUACAGCCAGGCAGCCUCUGCCGACAGCUUGGAAAUCUUUAAUGGCGACAUGGCUCGGAGGAACGAGAAGGAGAUUCUGCAGACACUCAACGACCGGUUCGCCGGUUACAUCGACAAGGUGCGGAACCUCGAGCUGAUUAACUCGAAUCUGGAGCAGGAAGCGGCUGCGCUGCGACAGAGCCAGACGGGGCGCGCUACCGUCGGAGAGCACUAUCAGCGUGAGCUGGGGGACCUGAGGGUUAUGGUCCAGCAGUUGACCGGGGAGAAGGCACGCACACUCUUGGAGCAUGACCACCUUGAAGAGGACAUCCAGCAUGUGCGGACCAGGCUCGAGGACGAGGCACGCAGCCGGGAGGAGCUGGAGGCCGCAGCACGCGUCAUGAACAAGUAUGUGGAUGAGUCUGGGCUUGCACGGCUGGAGCUGGACAAGAAGCUGUUUGCGCUGCAGGAAGAAGCCGCGUUCCUGAAGAAGAACCACGAGGAUGAGGUGGCCGAGAUGCUCGCACAGAUCCAGGGUACACAGGUGAGGUUCGAGGCUCGAGACACGAUCAAGGCAGACGUGACGAGCGCGCUGCGGGAGAUCCGCGCUCAGCUGGAUGGCCACGCAACCAAGAGCGCAAUGCAGGCAGAGGGAUGGUUCAAAGUGCGUAUGGAACGGUUGGCGGAUGCAGCUCACUCUAAUACGGAUGCAAUCCGCGGUGCCCAAGAGGAGAUAGCCGAGUAUAGACGACAGCUGCAGAGCCGCACCAUCGAACUGGAGACCCUCAAAGGAACCAAGGAGUCUUUGGAGAGGCAACGCAUGGAUAGUGAGGACAGACACCAUGGGGAUAUCCACUCCCUACAGGAGACCAUCCACCAGCUGGACGGUGAGCUGAAGAGUACUAAGUGGGAGAUGGCCAGUCAGCUGAGAGAAUAUCAGGAGCUGCUGAAUGUCAAGAUGGCUCUGGAUAUAGAGAUAGCUGCCUACAGGAAGUUGCUGGAAGGGGAGGAGACACGUUUCCUAUCUGGGCCAAGCCUGUUCUCCUACUCCUCCGUUCACCUUAAGCUUAAGGGGGAGGAGCUCUCAGACACAGUCAUACUGGAGGAACAGACGGAUGAGACACAGGUCACUGAGGUGACAGAGGAAGGAGAGGAAGAGAAGGGCGAAGAGAAUGAAGAGGAAGUAAAGGAAGAGGAUGAGACCAAAGCUGAGGUAGGAGAGGGGGAAGGAUCUGAGGAUAAGGGAGGAGAGGAGGAAGAGGGUGAUAAGGAGGAAGGGGAAGGAUCUGAGGAUAAGGGAGGAGAGGAGGAAGAGGGUGAUAAGGAGGAAGGGGAAGGAUCUGAGGAUAAGGGAGGGGAGGAGGAAGAGGGUGAUAAGGAGGAAGAGGAAGGAUCUGAGGAUAAGGGGGAAGAGGAGUCAGGUGAGGAGAAAGAGAAGUCUAAGUCACCUGAGGAGGCUGCUUCUCCAUCUAAGUCUCCCACCAAAACCCCCCAGCCCAAAUCUCCCGCCGUCAAAUCCCCUGAAUCCAAAUCACCCCCAGCCAAAUCUCCCCUCCCCAAAUCACCCGCCAAGUCUCCUGCCCCCAAAUCUCCCACGGAGAAAUCUCCCCAGCUCAAAUCCCUGGCUGUGAAAUCACCAUCUAAAUCUCCCCCUAGCAAAUCCCCAGAGUCUAAGUCCCCUCCUCCCAAAUCCCCCUCUCCAAGUCUCCUGAACCCAAGUCCCCCCCCCAAGUCUCCUGAACCCAAGUCCCCCAUCCAGGAGAAGGCCAAGCCCCCUGCAGAAGACAAACCAGCCAAGGAGGAGAAGAAAGAGAAGGAACAACCCCAGCCUGUAAAAGAGGAGAAGAAACAGGAGCCAGAACCCAAGGAGAAAGAGAAGAGUGGGAGCGAGCCUAAAGAGAAGGCUGAGGAGAAGACAGAUAAACCAGAUCCCAAGAAGGAGAGCAAGCCAGAGGAGACCCCAACACCUGCCCCUCCUGCCGCCGCCUUGGCCAAGCCUGCAGAGGAGAAGCCCGCCCCCGCCAAGGAGAGCCCCAUCCCUGAUAAGAAGGAAGAUGAGAAACAGGCCCCAUCCAAAACAGACGACAAACCUCAGGCAGAGUUGAAGCCUGCCCCCAAAGAAUCACCAGAGAAAACAGAGAGCAAGAAAGAGAAGAAACCAGAGCCCAAAGAGGAGGUGAAGGAGGACAAGCAGGAGGCCUCUAAAGGGUCCGACAGUAAAGAGGUUAAGGAUACGAAGGUGGAAGGGAAGGCAGAGAAGGACGAAAAGUCCUCCAGCACUGAGGUCAAAGAGAAAGCCAUGAAGUGAAUCACUAACGCGUUGUGUAUGAGCCGAGAGAGAGAGAGAGAGAGAGAGAGAGAGAGAGAGAGAGAGAGAGAGAGAGAGAGAGAGAGAGAGAGAGAGAGAGAGAGACGCCAAAGAAUUAUCGGGGAGGGAUGGAAGGGGGAGGGAGGGAGGCUACUGAAGAUCUGAGAAGCCUUUGUAAAGAGAGGCCAGAGCAGAGUAGGAGACAAACAGUAAACAAGCAAAGCAAUAGUGUUUCUCUAGUUACUGGGUACUCAACCCUGAUAUGAUGCUUAUUCUAAUGUAUGACUGUAAAGAAUGCAGAAUGCUCUAAACUCUAUCUGAAUGUGUCUGACUUCCCAACAAUAAUAACAAGUGCAUUAAAAUAGCAACAUUGCUCUGGCUGGGAGCACAGCACAGGGCCAUGUACCUUCUGAAGCCUUCAAGGGCAGAGAUGUCAACAAAUGUCUAUAAAAGAUUGUGUCAGGUGAAUAUAUUGUACUGUAUGUGUAUAUUUAUGACGAUAUAAAUUAGUAUAUUAUAUUGACUAUAAAAAGCAAAGAGACUAUGAACCCGCUCAUUGUGCACCUUAAACAGCUCCCUGUCUGAUGGUUAUGCUGAGUCACUGUGCUGUGGUUAGUAUGCUAGGUCAGGGAGGAGAACUCUGAAGUCAGGGACGACUGUGCCAUGUAUAAACUGCUAAGAAUAUGCAAUACAAACUGAUGUAACUAAUAAAAUGUUCAAACUGAA